ACAGAGCCUCGUUACUAACGCGCCAUGAUCAUUUUGUCCACACGGGGUCAAUGUUUCAGACUGAUGACUCUCCUCCCCCUUCACCCGGAAGCACAACCGAAGAGCGGCUGUUUGUUGUCACGCUUUCAUCAUGGCAGUGAAUCUCGCAGACCUCUCCCUGCCUCAGUUAGAGGGACUGAAAAGCCAACUUGACCAGGAGGUAGAGUUCCUGACGUCCUCAAUAGGCCAGUUCAAAGUGGUCCAGACGAAAUAUGUCGAGGCUAAAGACAGUUUGAAUGUCCUGAACCAAAGCAAUAAAGGAAAAGAAUUGCUUGUGCCCCUUACUAGCUCUAUGUAUGUCCCUGGAACAUUAAACGAUGUGGAACACGUCUUAGUGGAUGUGGGGACAGGAUAUUAUGUUGAAAAGAAUGUGGAGGAUUCAAAGGCAUUUUUCAAGCGUAAAAUAGACUUCCUCACAAAGCAGAUUGAGAAAAUCCAGCCUGCUCUUCAGGAAAAGCAUGCCAUGAAACAAGCUGUUAUUGAAGUUAUGAGUGUGAAGAUCCAGCAAUUACAACAGGGCCAGCAAGCAUCGCAGAUGGUUGGAAGCACCAAGGCCUAAGAGACUACUGAAAUUUCCACGGCAGGCAUUUUUAAGUUUGUGGCCACAAAGACAAAAACUGAAAAACAAAGAAAUAAUUUCAUGUAGACUGUCACAAAGAAGAAAUUGUGCUGCAUCUUUUUUAAUUAAUUGAAUUGGGUGUCCAGUUAAGUCUGAAAAUAAAGAAUUCACUAUAGAUACAA
Messenger RNA from Menidia menidia (Atlantic silverside), 780 nucleotides. The record is from the annotation of a GenBank genome assembly. NCBI's taxonomy places the organism in Eukaryota, Metazoa, Chordata, Actinopteri, Atheriniformes, Atherinopsidae.